This is a messenger RNA of Octodon degus (degu), 3326 nucleotides long. RefSeq names its product cadherin 19 (gene Cdh19). The record is from RefSeq and is a predicted model, not a curated record. Gene Ontology annotation, biological process: cell-cell junction assembly; homophilic cell-cell adhesion; multicellular organism development. The transcript is spliced from 12 exons. Gene Ontology annotation, molecular function: calcium ion binding; cadherin binding. Gene Ontology annotation, cellular component: adherens junction; plasma membrane; catenin complex. Bases 183 to 2498 code for a protein of 771 amino acids. NCBI's taxonomy places the organism in Eukaryota, Metazoa, Chordata, Mammalia, Rodentia, Octodontidae.
CACACGUCUGCAGCGCAGCGCAACACCGCAUCUCGAAAUUUUCCAGAGGAGCCUGGGAGUCAAUCAAGUGUGAUCUUUCCUACGAUUCCUCAUGUAGUUCCUAAGAAGUGGGAAUUUCGAUUUUCUUCAAAGUACUGGAAUUUGAAGACUUCACGAGUAACAGCUGGAAUCAAGACAUCAGAAUGGAUAGUUAUAUCUUCCUACCUUUUAUGCUGGGAAUUCCUUUCCUGUGGCCUUGUCUUCAGGCUACAGAAAACUCUAAAACAGAGAAGGUUAAGCAACCAGUGGGAUCUCACCUAAGAAUGAAGCGUGGCUGGGAGUGGAAACAAUUUUUUGUACCAGAGGAAAUGAACUCAACUAAGCAUCUCAUUGGACGGAUAAGAUCUGACUUAGAUAAUGGAAACAACUCUUUCCAGUACAAACUUUUGGGAGUUGGAGCUGGAAGUAUUUUUGUCAUUGAUCCAAACACAGGUGACAUAUAUGCCCAACAGAAGCUUGAUAGAGAAAAGCAAUCCCUGUACACCCUGAAAGCCCAUGUAACAGACACUAAGACUGGAACGAAUGUGGAACCUGAGUCUGAGUUUGUCAUCAGAGUUUCAGAUAUCAAUGACAAUGAACCAAAAUUCCUACAUGAACCAUAUGUGGCCAGUGUGCCUGAGAUGUCUCCGGAAGGAACAUGUGUCAUCCAAGUGACAGCAAGUGACGCAGAUGACCCUGCUACAGGCAAUAAUGCUCGUCUCCUCUACAACUUAGUACAAGGCCAACCAUAUUUUUCUGUUGAACCAACAACAGGAAUCAUAAGAAUAUCUUCCAAAAUGGAUAGAGAACUACAAGAUGAGUACUGGAUAAUUAUUCAAGCCAAAGACAUGAUUGGGCAGCAUGGAGCACUGUCUGGAACAGCAAGUGUAUUAAUAAAGCUUUUAGAUAUUAACGACAAUAAACCUAUAUUUAAAGACAGUUUUUAUCGUCUAACUGUCUCUGAAUCUGCACCUGCUGGGACAACUGUAGGAGUAAUUAUAGCAUAUGAUAAUGACAUAGGAAAAAAUGCAGAAAUGGAUUACCUCAUUGAAGAUGAUUCUCAAACAUUUGACAUCAUUACCAAUAAUGAAACCCAAGAAGGAAUUGUUAUAUUAAAAAAGGAAGUGGAUUUUGAGCAGCAGAACCACUAUGGCAUUAGGGCUAAAGUUAGAAACCGCCACGUAGAGGAGAAGCUCAUGACUUACCACAUGGAAACUUCCACCACUUACAUUAGGGUCCAAGUGGAAGAUGUUGAUGAGCCUCCUGUUUUUCUCAGCCCCUAUUAUGUAUUUGAAAGUUUUGAAGGAACCCCACAUGGCUCACACAUAGGCAUAGUGUCUGCCACAGAUCCAGACCAAAGGAAAUCACCUAUCAGAUAUUCUAUUGCCAGAAGCCAAGUGUUCAGUGUCCAUGAAAAUGGGACCAUCGUCAACAUUGACCAUCUUGACCGGGAGAUCAGUGCUUGGUACAACCUAAGUGUCACAGCCACAGAAAGAGACAAUGUACGACAGAUCUCUUCCAUCCCAGUGUAUGUACAAGUGCUCAAUAUUAAUGAUCAUGCUCCCGAGUUCUCCCAAUACUAUGAGACUUAUGUCUGUGAAAAUGCAGAGAAUGGCCAGAUAAUCCAGACCAUCAGUGCAGUAGAUAGAGAUGAAUCCAUAGAAGAGCAUCAUUUUUACUUUAACCUCUCAUUGGAAGACAUUAGCAAUUCAAGUUUUACAAUCAGAGAUAAUCAAGAUAACACGGCUGUAGUUUUGACUAACAGAACUGGCUUCAGCCUUCAAGAAGAGCCUGUCUUCUACAUCCCUAUUCUAAUCGCUGACAAUGGAAUUCCACCUCUUACGAGUACAAACACCCUGACGAUAUAUGUUUGUGAUUGUGACGACAACGGGAAUGCUCAGAUGUGCAGUAACAAAAAAUUAAGUUUUUCCAUGGGAUUUGGGGUAGAAGUCAUCAUUGCGAUUCUGAUCUGCACCAUGGUAAUAUUUGGAUUUAUAUUUUUCAUGUUGGCUCUAAAACAACGCAGAAAACAGACUCUAUUUCCUGAGAAAAGUGAAGAUUUCAGAGCAAAUAUAUUCAGAUAUGAUGAUGAGGGGUGUGGAGAAGAAGACACAGAGGCCUUUGAUAUUGUAGAGCUGAGAAACAGCACCAUGAUGCGGGAGCGGAAGGCUCGGAGAACCACCAGCGCUGAGAUCCGGAGUCUGUACAGGCAGUCUUUGCAGGUGGGCCCAGAUAGUGCUGUGUUCAGGAAAUUCAUUCUUGAAAAGCUAGAGGAAGCAAACACUGAUCCAUGUGCCCCUCCCUUUGAUUCACUUCAGACCUUUGCCUUUGAGGGAACAGGAUCAUUAGCUGGCUCCCUGAGCUCCCUGGGAUCGGUAAUCAUUGAACAGGACGAAAAUUUUGAUUAUCUCAGUGACCUGGGACCUCGCUUUAAAAGAUUAGCAUACAUGUUUGGUUCUGCAGUGCAGUCCAACAAGUGAAGUUUCAGAGCACCACGAUUCGAAACAUGUGGCACAAUGGGAGUCUUUUGUUUGACAGACUUGUGUGCUUUGCUUGAGGGUGAGGUCUCCUACUUUACAGUUUUUUACAUACCUGGAAUAAAUGCCCCCAAGGUUUUUUUCCAGGCACCCACAUUUUGUCUUUGAACAAAACAUUGGAAGCUACAUUAACAAUGAGAUCUUGGAUGCCAGUGCAAACUAAUCAUCUACAACAGAAAAUUUUGCCUACAUUUUUUGAUAUCUAUUGUUAAUAUUUGUGAAGGGCUAAUGUUAUAAAGGCUCUAAAUUAGACUAUCUUAAUAUUAUUGACAUUAUCUCUGUUUUUAUUCUCAUAGCAUAAGAAUAAAGAGUUUGUGUGUGUUAAGUCGCUGAUACUAUACAGAAAUAAAAAUUAGCACCUAGAAGAAUCUGGGUGCCUAUACAGUGUGAAAAUAUUUACUUAAUAUGGACAAGCACGUUUCUGAAUGAGAUUCUGUGAAUCAUGUUUGUUUGAUAUUUUUAAAUAUUUGCCAAAAAUCACUGUUUAAAAGUUAUUUCAAAUUUCUGUAGAUAUUUGGUAUAUAUGAAUUUACCUGAGGCACAAACUAUAAAUUUGUAUUUUGUUGAUAUUAUAGCUUUAUAAAAAAGAGCAAGAAAAUAUGCUUACAUUCAUAAGCAACCCAAAAUACACUUUUUACAUGUGAAAAUACAAUGGCUAGUUGCAUGUCAGAAUUUACUAAUUAUUAGAUUAAACUUUAUAAAAUUGGUGAAAAUUGUGAAAAUUUUAAAUAGAUUUUUUAUUUCUUCUAAAGUUAUAUAGAUAAAUUAAAG